Molecule: messenger RNA, 2046 nt
Organism: Necator americanus (New World hookworm)
Lineage: Eukaryota; Metazoa; Nematoda; Chromadorea; Rhabditida; Ancylostomatidae
Exons: 18
Coding region: 1-2046 (681 amino acids)
Source: RefSeq, a predicted model, not a curated record
AUGAGCAAGCAUUUAGGUGCUGAUCCUGGUUCAGUGGUACGCAUGUAUCGUGAAAAGUUCAUGGAUUAUCCAGCAAAUAAGAUCAUAAAUGCCAAAAAUGAGUACGAAUGCCUUAGCAACUGUGUGAUGGAGGAGGAAUUUCUUUGUCAAUCUGCGAAUUUUUUCACUGAAAAUGGCGAUUGUCUACUAAAUAACGCCACAUCCUUGAAAGCCAGCAUACUAGAUAAUGAAGAGAAGUCUUCUGUGUAUUAUAUGGAAGUGCAAAAUUUUAAAAAAAAAAACCGAUGUUCGCGAUCGUUCCACGUGAUUCCUUGGAAUCAAAUAGUGAUCAGAGGUGAGGCGAAACUUGUGAACGUUCCAAAAGAUUAUAACCAGUGUAUUCGAUUAUGUGGCGAUUGCGAUUAUGUCGUAUAUAAUGAGUUCUUUUCCGAGUGCUUUCUCGUGUAUUACGAUCAAAAUGGCCAGAAAUUCAACUUCAUUACCGACGAAUACCAGGUUUUUGAGAACUUAUGUAAGCAACCAUUGGACAACUGUUCUGCAAAAAAUGCAAUGUACAUUUCCUAUUAUAACAAGAACUCCACUUUGAGAAGUCUAUGUCUCCAAAGAUGUAUUGCUGAUAAGUCAUGUAAAUAUGCGUAUCUUGCAAACUCUACAUGUACGCUGUCACCAAGAGAAAAACCACUUCAGAAGAUCAUUGAGAAGCAUUGCGUAGGAUUUGAAGAGCUGAGUAUUGGCAUUUUGUUCAAAGAAAGUGUUGGUUGUCCGAAGCGUAAAGUGAAAAAUAUAGCAGUUGAAGCUACAGAACUUAUGGAUUGUAUGCUUCUUUGCCUCACUCAUCCGACAAAGAGUUGUGAAGCGAUAACAUUCUACUCUGAAGGAAGAUGCCUUUUGUUAUCCGGCACAACCGGUCCUGAUUCAGAAGCAGGGAUUGAAGCGGACUGUCGACACUUCAAACUAAAUGCAAUAAGAUUCGAAGGGACAUCGAAGAAAAAAGGUGACGCUAAGAAGAAGAUGCGGAAAUCGCAAAAUUCCUCACGAGCAAAAGCAUUCAACGGGAAUAGGAAGAGUCAGAUAAAAAUCCGGAAAGAACCCUUCUCUGACGGCGGCAUCGAACUCACUGUCGAGACCAUCUGCAACUAUGACAGUAUUCUUUUCAAGGUCACAUCGCCAGUGCACAUUGACGGGAAGAUAUUCCCAAGAAAUGCUCAUGACAAUUGUUCGCUCACCAUAAAUGGAACCACAGCCGUGCUGAAAAUGCCAUUGCAUUCCGAGAAUUGUUCCGUCACUAAGACUGGACUUCUCUACGAAAAUGUGAUUGUGGUCAAGCAGAACACGUUAGAGGAGGUUCCCGUAAUCACCGAGUAUGAUCAACUAUACCGUAUCUCAUGCGACUACACAAAUCAUACUUCGAAAAUCGCCGCAACCAGCAUCUUGCAAAUACAUGACAGCAACUACGCUCGAGUGUUACCUUUUGGACGAGUGCAAUAUGAUCCGGUAAAGAUGGAACUUCGUUCAAAACCUGGAAAAGAGGCAAAAACCGUAAUCCUUGGUCAGGACGUUGAUUUGAAAAUUGCUGACGAGGACAAGAUAAUCGUUAGCAACUUCACUGUUUCGACAUGUACGGCAAACGGAAGCGAUAGGAAUGAAAAUAUCACACUAAUUGAGGAUGGAUGCCCCACCAGAUCCGCAAGAGAAUAUAUUGUACGAGGAGAAAUAAAAAAAGAAGGGAACGGUUUCUUGAUUCCCUUACGUGCUUUUCGAUUCAAAAAUAGUGAUGGCGUGAGGAUAAUAUGUCGACUGGAUACUUGUAAACAAAGCUGUACACAGCGAUCGUGCUCGAACGUCCUGAGAAAGCGGAGGUAUUUAUCGGAAGAUACUCUCGACUUGGAGAAUAGUGAGGAAGUUGAGGUCUCCUUGGUCGUUAGCGAUUCAGUUCCAUUCGAAAAGUCCUACUGCUUCACUCGUGCGGGUUUAAUCUCUCUUUUAUCUAUCGGCUCUAUUACAGCCUCUGAAGACGGCGAAAAGGCCGAAACGUCAGGCAAGUAA